Molecule: messenger RNA, 1952 nt
Organism: Lentinula edodes (shiitake mushroom)
Lineage: Eukaryota; Fungi; Basidiomycota; Agaricomycetes; Agaricales; Omphalotaceae
Exons: 5
Coding region: 210-1571 (453 amino acids)
Source: RefSeq, a predicted model, not a curated record
UAUCAACAGAUCGAAGUGUUCACAAUACUACCACACGACAAACUGAUUAAUUAUCAUUCGAUGGUAGCAGUAGCCAACUAUCUGCGGGUAUCAAUCUUCUUCAUCAACUAAAGGUUAAGUAAAGGUUUGCUACUCUUAUAGUUGGACUUUGCAUCUUGGCUCCUCAUCCUUCAUUCCUCGAUUUUCUGGUGAUACACUCACAUUCUACAAUGCCUACUGUGUGGUUCAUGGUUGAUGACACAGACCCCAGACUCAAGUACAAUGGUUCUUGGACUGCCGUGAACAACACAGGAAGCCCCACAAAUGAACCUGGCUCGGAUUUUGACAAGAAGAGCAAAACUGGUUCUGUUUAUAAUGAUACUUUACACUACACUACUGACAGUACUGCCAUUUUCAAUGGUCAACUGCCUUUCAUCAAUUGCACCCUUGAUGGAGUGCCGACAUGGUCUUUUGGUGAUUUAUAUCUGACAGGACUUGCUAACAGCAACAUGCUUGCAUGUCGCGCUGAUUCCAGAAUCGGAGGUUCAUCUCCAGGUGAACAUGAACUUCUGAUCAAUGUCACUAAUUAUCCAAACUCGGACUGGUAUUUUGACUACAUUACCUACGAAAGUUUGAACAAUCCUGCAUUCAAUGGAGAAGUAUUACAGGCUGGGAAUGCAGAGCUUAUUGAUGUCUCGAACUACAGCAUGAUCACCUUUGAUGCGGGGUGGACUGGUACUAGUAAUGAUACAACUGCAACAAACAUUCCUGGGUCUAAAGCAAUCCUCAAGUUCAAUGGGACAUCCUUGUCUCUUUAUGGAGAUACUUCUGGUAGUGUGUCCAACACUGCAUCAUAUCAGGUCGACAAUGAAGAGCCUGUGGGUUUUCAAUUACCUGCAGUUCCACCUGGUUCCACCUCAUUGGCCAAGCAACUGCUAUUUACAACUAGCAAUCUUAGUGUUGGGGAACACACAGUAUCUGUGGUUUUCAAUGGCAGCCAAUCUGCAAUGCCAUUGGAAAUUGCUUAUUUUUAUGCUACAUCACUCAUUUCACCUUCCCCUAGACCCAUCUUAGUUCAAUCAGCUGCAUCACCUUUGAACCAUGGAGUAAUAGCUGGGGUCAUCAUAGGUUCUAUUGUGGCAGCUCUGCUGCUUAUUGGCGCAGCAGCCUUGAUAUUCAGAAGAAGAAGAAGAAACAUGCAACUUGCUGGAAUGCCCUUUGGAUACCCAGGCUUGAUUGCAACGCCAUUUCGAUAUCAGGAUGAUAUCAAUAUUCCACUUCAUAGUAAAUCAUCCACUGACCCACCACCCAACCUACAGUCUUUUUAUACAACAACUCUUGACCCUUCUGGUGAACAGGGCACUGCACAAACUGGUGGUGAUCCAGCAAACGGAUUGGCCAAUUUGAAACUCCAGCAGCGGCUUGCAGUUUUGCAAGGUGAAAUUGCUCAUCGCGAUCGCCUGCUUGCGGAGGGGUCAGUUCAGCAAGAAAGAGCAUUCACUGUUCAUAUAGACAGUGGCUUGCGGCAAAUCGGGGAGGAGGAAGUGAAUCUUGGAAUGAUUGAGGUUCCGCCUGGUUAUACGGUUGAUUGAUACAAUAUUUUGUGAGGAGAAAGUAGCUAGAGAGUAGAGACCGAGUAGCCCAAGCAGUAGCCGCUACGCGAGCGUUUACACCGUCCAAGAUUAAGCGCUCGCAAUACACACUCUAUCUUUUCCACAAUGAAGCUUUGAAUAUAUGAAGAAAACAUGCUUUACAUAAAGGGACGAUGCUCUCUGGAACUACCAUACUCAGUACUAGCAGAUUGCGAUAGUCUGUUGAAAGACAAUUGGUGACAUUUUUCCGCAUGACCAUUCGUUCAUAAUCUCGUUGAGAAAACUCGUCGCCUCGAAAUUCUAUCCCGGAAGAACUCAGAAGAUGCAAUGCGCUGUCAGACGGUGUUUUCUCGGUGGAAAGAUGAUAUAUAAGAACUGUGG